AUGAGCGAAGCUUUCGACAUCACGGGCCCUUCGGACCCACCUCCACCUCAUUAUUCUUGUUUUCCCUCUCGGGGAGAGGCCAUUAUCGACCAUUCUCCUCGACUUGGCUCUCAGAUUCCCACCGGCACGUUUUUGAAACAUCGAGGAAACAUUACCGUCGUGUUGACAGAGCAAGAAGAUGGUACUGCUACUCCGUCCUAUGGUCGGGGAGGGAAUAUUCAAGGUGGCAUACUGCUAGAGAGACCUGAAGAUGUCUGUCAAGUAAAAAUAAAGGUUGAAGGGAAACUGGAUUUUAUGGGCUCCUCUAGUGGUGCCCGGUCGUUUUCUACCCUUUCCCGCAGUGUUACCCUAUGGGAUUGCGACCAGCAAGAAGACGUGACGUGCUCGACUUCUUUGCCUUUUUCUCUGUUCCUGCCGCUCAGAUUUGAAGACAAUGGCCAGAGUUAUCCCCUCCCACCUAGUUUCCAGUAUUAUCAUUCUGGUAUUCCUGGGCUACUGGUCACGUCGGUCUAUACUCUCGUUGUUUCUGUAGCGUGCGUCCGCCGUCCGAGACUGCUGCUUCCCGACAAAACAGAGACUCUCCGUAUUCUGUUCACUUAUUUCCCCAGAGCUCGACCGGAACGACCGACGUUAUCCAUUCCUCUUUUCUCCGGCAUCAAGUCGUCUCCCGAAGAAUGGACGCAAACACUUGUCACUAUGAAGACAAAGGUUAACACAAGGAUUUGCCCAGUUCAAUGCAAUUUAUUUGUACCAUCCGUCCAAACAUUCGCCAUCUCUGAUAUCAUUCCCUUCCACGUGCAACUAACCGGUCCUCUCGCAUCGCUUCAAAAGCUCUUCUCUACUCACCCAAGCUUUUCGGGAGUACAGGACGUUCUUAGUCUCUCUAUCUGCCGACAAGUCUCAGUUGAAGUCCGUGGAAUACGUUCAUAUCAAACUAUGAAGACCGGUGAAGGGAAGAUUCGCUCUGUACCACCGUAUCCGAGGGGCUGUCGCAAUCCAUGUAGUGAUGGUACUAGCCAAGAUGAUCAUCUAGACUGGGAGGGUGAAGUAAAGUGCAAAUCAAAUGUUACAGUGGGCGGGUUCAGUGCCGCGGGUGUCUCGGUGAAGGAUUACAUUGUGAUUUCGCUGAAGCCUCCUUCCGAGUCGCCCUUCCUUUCCGCAGAAGGCUGCAUUCCAAUCCUGCUAGUUACGGACACUUGGGCAAACGUUCCGAAUGACAAUUGAACUCGAUUCACUUCAAUACUCGUACAAGGUUGCAGUUCAUGUUUUACAGGGAUUUACCAUGGAGUACCCGGGGGGAACACCAUUGGGGUGGAUACUUCCUUCCGUUUGUCGGUGCCGCACAAGAGCUCGACAAAAGUCAAAGCAAAGGGGAAUGUGGUGCCUUUGUUAUAGUUGUCAAUGCCAGCUGGGGAAGAUGUCGGCGGUCUUACCUGGACCGCGGCUAAGGGAGAUGUGUGAUUUACGAGUUUAGGAACUGAUAUGACGUGUGCGCCUACCUAGUUACUAAAUUGUCCGAGACGACAACUGGCUCGUCAGAAUAGUCGAAGUCU
Messenger RNA from Guyanagaster necrorhizus, 1553 nucleotides. RefSeq lists its product as uncharacterized. NCBI's taxonomy places the organism in Eukaryota, Fungi, Basidiomycota, Agaricomycetes, Agaricales, Physalacriaceae. The transcript has 5 exons. The record is from RefSeq and is a predicted model, not a curated record. The coding region runs from base 1 to 1224 and encodes 407 amino acids.